AUGCUCUGUGCUUUGGUGGAAACUGACACUGAGGCCAUGGGUGUGUCAACACUGGCUCAUAGUCUCUUUCUUAUAGAUUCAGAGGCUUUUCCAGCUGGGAGGACUCAAUGCCUUGCCAGACACAGGGUCCUCCAGACCCCCAAGCUCUUGCUUCCAUUGGCUGGCCUGCAGAAAGGAGCUCAGCUGGCAGAGGGUGUGCAGGCUGGGAACAGAGCCCCUAACACCAUGCUGGAGAGGACCAUGAUGAAGCUCAGCAUCUCAGGCCAACUGUUCUCCUCCAGAUUCUUGGGUUGUAUGGAGCCACCAGAGCCAAUGGCAGGGGGAAGACACAGCAAAUACAACCCUGCGAGCUUUGCCCUCCUCUGCUCAAGAAGGCAGGUGAGGCCCAAAGGGCACUGCAGGACACAAGCCCUGGUGUCACCUCUGUUGAUGCAGUUCCAGGCAUCUGGUCCUUCUGGCAACAUGGAGGCAUCCAAAUGUGAUAUCUGGAACCACCAUAUUGAUUUGUUUGUCCCAGAGCUGACUCUACCUUGCUCCUUGGGAGCACACCCCGGAGCUAGGACGCUCUUCCAUGCACUUGGACAUCAGGUGGCCCCGAAGCUAACAGAAGUUCUGUGUGGUUGACUGAUGAAACUCAAAACAGGCCAUGCUUCCAUCAACGGAUAAAUGGAUAAACAAAAUGUGGCCUAUCCAUACACUGGAAUAUUGUUCAGUCAUAAAGAGAAAUGAAGUUCUG
Trichechus manatus latirostris (Florida manatee) is the source of this 736-nucleotide messenger RNA. RefSeq lists its product as uncharacterized. The coding region runs from base 1 to 624 and encodes 207 amino acids. The transcript has 3 exons. The record is from RefSeq and is a predicted model, not a curated record. NCBI's taxonomy places the organism in Eukaryota, Metazoa, Chordata, Mammalia, Sirenia, Trichechidae.